Molecule: messenger RNA, 3060 nt
Organism: Xylaria bambusicola
Lineage: Eukaryota; Fungi; Ascomycota; Sordariomycetes; Xylariales; Xylariaceae
Product: kinase-like protein
Exons: 5
Coding region: 128-2743 (871 amino acids)
Biological process (GO): protein phosphorylation; intracellular signal transduction
Cellular component (GO): cytoplasm
Molecular function (GO): protein serine/threonine kinase activity; ATP binding
Source: RefSeq, a predicted model, not a curated record
AUAACCCCUGACUCUUAUUCCCUAAAACCUUGUCGGAUAUUUUCGAAUACCAGUGGGUUUCGCGUGUUACACGAUUUGUUCAGUUGGUGGAAGGGGGUAAUGCCCAAGGUCGUGGGCGCUGGGGGAAAUGCAAACUUCCAAGGCUAAGGGUGAGGUGGUAGGGCGGAAGGCUAAACUCGCUACCUCGUACCAAGAACUCCUUGACGAAUUUUCAAACAGGGAUCUGAAAAAUGUCGGGAACUAUUCUCUGGGGAAGCUGAUAGGAAAGGGUUCCUUUGGGAAGGUCUACCUCGCCCACCAUAAGCUCACAAAUGGCUCCAAGGUUGUACUCAAGUCGGCCAAUAAGGAUGACUCAAACCUCGCCCGAGAGAUCCAUCAUCAUCGACAGUUUGUUCACCCGCAUAUUGCGCGACUAUAUGAGGUCAUUGUGACCGAGACCUUGGUAUGGCUGGUUUUGGAGUAUUGUCCUGGCGACGAGCUUUAUAAUUACCUUUUAAAUCAUGGGCCUUUGCCUGUUGAUAAGGUUCAGAAGAUAUUUUCUCAGCUCGUCGGUGCCGUCUCUUACGUCCAUCAACAGUCGUGUGUGCACCGCGAUCUAAAGCUUGAAAACAUUCUACUUGACAAGCAUGAAAACGUCAAACUAGUAGAUUUUGGCUUCACCCGUGAAUAUGAAGGCAAAUCCAACUACUUGCAGACAUUCUGCGGUACGGUCUGCUACUCUGCUCCCGAAAUGCUCAAAGGGGAGAAGUAUGCCGGAGAAAAGGUGGAUGUCUGGAGUCUUGGCGUAAUCCUCUACGCGCUGCUUUGCGGUGAGCUCCCAUUUGAUGACGAUGAUGAUAAUGUUACGAGAACAAAGAUUUUGUCAGAGGAACCAAGAUAUCGAGACCAUUUAACAAGCGAUGCUGUCUCACUGAUCAAGCUUCUGUUGUCAAAGCGGCCUCUUCUACGGCCAUCGCUGCCCGAAAUACUCUCACACCCAUUCAUCGCGGAAUUUGCUCCCCAGCAACAGGCUAUUCUGAAGGUCCAUCAGCCACCACCAUUCGCUACCGCCUUGGAAAAAGAUUGUCUUCAGAGAAUGCGUAGCGCUGGUGUAGACAUCGAUGCCGUAAUUGAGAGUGUCCUCGCUCAGAAGUGUGACGCAUUAGCUGGCUGGUGGACCCUGCUGCUCGAGAAAGAAGAGCGGAAAGCGAAGAGGCGGGAGAGAAGACGUAAGGAGAAAGAAGCAGAAAACAGAAACUCGAGACGUUUUUCGGCAGCGUCUAGUAAACUAGAAAGGAUGGCUCCUAUUCUCGACGAAACCUCCAAUGGUUACGGUCCUGGUUGGCUUGGAGAGCCACCGUUGCCUAGGACGCGAGGUCGUGCAGAGAGAAGAAGUGCUCACUAUGCCGAUUAUGCUGUGACGGACCUGCCUAACCUUCCAGAAACAAAAGAGAAGGGCCCUCUUCCGGAUGAUCCUCUACCACCACCACCUCUCGACAAGGCUUCGGUCCGCUCGGUUAGUUCCUCUCGACACCGACGGCCAUUGCCCCCUCCCAAAGAAGGGAUUCUUCGAAGUGCGAGGUCUAGGGGCUCGACGCUUCAUCUGGUCACGACCACAGGUGCGAUCAACAAUCACGGUGGGCGCGAACAAGGUCCACCCCAGAAGACGCGCAAGAACCCGUCACAGGCAAUUGUUGCGACAUGGAAAAACUGGACUCAUUGGAUUGUGGAGAACACAAGAAGACAUAGACCGAAUAAGCGAGGCAGCCUUUCUACGCCGAACUUGGUGGCCAAGGAUGGGCAGCCUGGUGGGAAAUCGCCCAAUAAUCCAAGUCCUCGACCUCAAACCAGCAAAUAUCCUGCUACGGUUUCCAGUCAACAUUCUCGCAAUGGGGACCAUUCGCCAGACCUACCCAAUGGCACCAUUAGAACUCUUAAGGACAUCCGCGGGACCCCGUCUAGGAAACCGGUGCCCGCGCCUCUGUCGACUGUCCCUGGUGUGGGACGUAGACUUUCCUCCAAUUACAAACGCCAAUCUCUUUCACCAGGCCCCAUGACACCCAGGUCUACAAUGCGGCGCUCGUCGACCGGGCUGCGGGGAAGGAAGUCGACCUCGUCUUCGCUAUCGUCGAUCAGGACGAUGCCUCAUCAUCACCAUACACACUCUAAGGCCAGUUCGACAAGUUCGAAUGGAUCUGUCUCGACGACGAAGACUCCUCUAGCAGGAGGUCGAUCUCCGCACCACUCAGUCAAGGUCCUCCCAGCUACGCCCACGACGGCGUCAUUCCCUUCUAACAUCCGGCUGGUCCGCGGCCCACCGUUAGCACUCAACUUCAAUGAAGGCAUGCCUACACCGGAUGCCCACAAUCCACCAGGCUCGCCAAAUCCGUUCUCCGGAGGGGUUCUGUUUGCGAAGCGCAAGCGCAACAUUUUCAAAGGUCCGUCGCUCUCGAUCCACGGCUCGGGAGGAGGAAGAAGUGGGUCGGGCUCAGGGGGUCAUAGUCGCAGCGCGAGCACUAGCGGGUUAGGCAGACGAAGCGGCGAGAUCACGAUACAGGAAGAAGACGAGGAAGCGCUGGAAUUCGAGCCCGAGGAGGAGAUCGAAGAGGUGGAACAGUUUUCGCCGGUCCUGAGUAGACCGGGUGAGAAGGUUGAGGAGAUCUACGAGAGCACAGCUGAAGAUGAAGGCAUUGAGGUGAACAGUGAGGUGAAGGGCGAGGAGAUAAGGGUUGCUGUACGAUCAGAAGAGAAGUCGAAUUCCUAAUGCCAGUCAUGGACUGAAUUGAAAGAUACCCUGUGAUAGUUUCUAUCUAUUUUUUAAAUUUAGCCGUUUGGCCCCCCUUGCGAAGAGUUAUUGGCCCAAGACGAUACGUGAUUUAUAAGAACUGGGGUGACAUGUUCAAUUUCACUAGUAGACAGGUCGGCUGUGGUAGAUCUGAGGUACAGUGGCACGAUACGGUGCUGCUGAUGAUGAGAGAAAAUAGUAUGUAAUAAUUACCGUAGUUCAUGUACAUGAAUGGAAGAGAGUAAGUAGGAGUCCCAGGUUGAGGGCAUAUAGUUGAGAUAACUUCAGACUUACUA